GCUACAGAACGAGAAAUAAAACAGCAUUUAUAAAGAAAAUUAACAUUUAAUGGGGGAGGGGUCUAUCUUUAGCAUGGAUCAACCAACCCGUACGUGCAUAAAGUAACACCCUUUUGACGCGCUGUCCAGGUUCACAACUUUCUCUCCCAGUGUGAAAAGUAUCGCAAACUUUCACAGAUGCUUUCCUGUGAUCCGUCGGCUUCACUUAAAGUUUAUUAACUCGGUUUUUGGAUUUGAAUAGAUUAGGCGCUUUUUUCCCCUCCGCACUCCCCUGUCUUUCAGGAACACAAUUGACAAUGUGUUUUCAAUUACUCCCAGGAAUAGGACGCUCGCUCGCGCGUUCCGCCGCUCGCAGGCGCGCGUGACGUCACGCGCAGACAGCGGUCCUCCUCUGUGCAGGAGAGCGGUACUUCUCUGCGGCUGUGGCAAGAGAGCUGGACAGCGGGAAGCAGAAGGGGACACCUAACUUUUUUUCCUGCUGAAAUUCCAUCACUGAAAUACUUUCGGAGGACUAAAAUGAUCAUACAACGUAACUCUGGAUUUGACUGGAAAAUUCAUCAACAGCCCAUGCAUCCCUGACGGUUUUUUUGUGAAUAACAGGACUUCAAUCUCUGGGAACUGUAUUCCGUCUCAUAUCAAAAGUUGUCCUUUUUUGGAGUUACAAGGCACAUCUCUGGUAUCACCAACCUUCUUGCUGCCUUGACCUCGAUUCUUGACCCUUCAAGAUGGACGUAGAGGAUGGCCAGUGUUACUACAAUGAGACCAUCGCCUUCUUCUACAACCGCAGCGGCAAGUACCUGGCCCAGAACUGGAAUGCGGUCAGCACGCUGGUUAUGGGUCUGGGUAUCACAGUCUGCAUAUUCAUCAUGCUGGCCAACCUCCUGGUCAUGGUCGCCAUCUACGUCAACCGGCGUUUCCACUUCCCGAUCUACUACCUGAUGGCCAACCUGGCCGCGGCCGACUUCUUCGCCGGGCUGGCCUACUUCUACCUGAUGUUCAACACGGGCCCCAACACGCGGCGACUGACCGUCAGCACGUGGCUGCUGCGGCAGGGUCUGAUCGACACGAGCCUGACGGCGUCGGUGGCCAACCUCCUGGCCAUCGCCAUCGAGCGCCACAUCACGGUCUUCCGCAUGCAGCUGCACACGCGCAUGAGUAACCGGCGCGUGGUGGUGGUCAUCGUCAUUAUCUGGACCAUGUCCAUCGUCAUGGGCGCCAUCCCCAGCGUGGGCUGGAACUGCAUCUGCCAGGUCAGCACCUGCUCCAACAUGGCUCCGCUCUACAGCAACUCCUACCUGAUCUUCUGGGCCAUCUUCAACCUGGUCACCUUUGUGGUGAUGGUGGUGCUGUACGCCCACAUCUUUGUGUACGUGCGCCAGCGCACCAUGCGCAUGUCCCGGCACAGCUCCGGGCCUCGGCGGAACCGCGACACCAUGAUGAGCCUGCUAAAAACGGUCGUCAUCGUUUUAGGUGCCUUCAUCAUCUGCUGGACCCCUGGCCUAGUGCUGCUGCUGUUGGACGUCUUCUGCACAGACUGCAAUGUGCUCUCCUUCGAGAAGUUCUUCCUGCUCCUGGCGGAGUUCAACUCGGCCAUGAACCCCAUCAUCUACUCGUACCGCGACAAGGAGAUGAGCGUCACCUUCAAGCAGAUCCUGUGCUGCCAGAGGCAGGAGAACGUCAACGGCACCGCCGAGGGCUCUGACCGGUCCGCCUCGUCCAUCAACCACACCGUCCUCAGUGGCCCCCACAACAACGACCAUUCAGUGGUGUGAUGGGUCUGACUGGACCACGGGCACAUCUGGCCCAGACAAGGCCAAAGCAGAGAGCCGUGAUGGAGAUGCUUGAGUGACAGGCAGGGAUUCAGGUGUUUCAGCGGCAAAGACUUUUUUCUUUUUUUUGUAAUUUUUUCUUUCAGUGUUUUGUAAGGUUUUGUUUUUUUUUAAUGUUUUUGCUUGAUUUCUGAUUGUGUUUUUUGUUUUGUUUUUGUUUUGUUUUUAUUAUUUUUGAUGAAUUGUUGACACUAUGAACUAUUUAAGGAUUUGUCUCUCUGAUGUGAAGGAUAAGCCAGUAUAACCGCUUCCACUAGAUUCCGUCCAUUUUCACAUUCCUCAGUGUUGUCAAAGUCGGAAGAGUUAUAGAUAAAGGAGAGAGAACCUGACCAGAGUUGGAAGACUUUAGAUGAGGAAGUAAGAACCUGGCCAGUGAUUAAAACAUCCUUCAGAGCUGGGUGUGAAGUGCAGAGAUCUGGCUGUACACCUGCGGGGGAGUCUCAAGAUACAAAAGCAGAGCUACUGCGUUAUCUGACCACUGCACUGGGGAGAAGCUGAAAUGCUAAUUAAAGGUGUUUCUUGUGAUGUUAAUCUCCAUCAAAUUUAGUUGUCACAGAAUUCCAUCCCCUCCCGUCAAUGUGCUCUGCAUUGAGAACAUUUUGUUAAUAAUCAGAAUUCCCAAUUAUUUUACUUAAUUAUAUGUUUCCAGGUCUUACUCAGGAUGGCGAUAUAGCUAACACAGAAAUCUCCUUUUGUAAGAUGAGGAAGUGAUUGAAGGUUGCUAUUUUAUUUCUGUUUCAUGUAUUUCAUUUUUGGUGCUGUGACCAUUAUUCUUUUUUCACUAACAGAAAGAAAUCACAGAAGAAAAAAAACGUUUUGGAUACUUUGGUUACCUUAUCAGAUAGUGUAGCUAAAUCUAGCAUUAAGAACCAAUGCAAGGUGUUACCAAAUCCAUUAACGCACCAAUGGUGUCUGUCUGAACAUCUGACUGAUGGGUCAGGAUCCGGGAUCUGGGCCAUAUAAGGAUCGAGAUUAAGAUCCAGAUUAGGAUCCAGUUUAAGAUCCAGAUUAAGAUCCAGAUGCGGGCCACAUUCCACAUAUGCUAUCCAGAUUCUCUGGUUACGGACAUAGACAUAGACAAACCACCACAAGCCUUAAUCCAGUUAAUGUCACAAGCUAUCACAUGGCUGAGAUAGGUGACAUAUUCCAGUCAUGCCUUAUCCUGAAGGAUUGCACCAUAGAAUUGAUUUUUUUCGUAGUAAAAUCGUAGCUAAUGUUAAUAAAAAAUUGUUCUGUACAAUUAUUCUUUUUAUAUGAGUACCACAGUGAUGUUGACAAACAACAUUACCAAAGGAUUAAAGACCUUCUAGAAAAUUAAACUUGAAUUUUGAUAUUUAUAUACGUUGUUAAUGAACAAAAAAUAAUUUGCAUAUGCAAAUUGAAGAAAUUAAUUGAUGGCUGAAAAUUUAAUCGUGACAAAAUUUCAAAUGUAAACAAAUUUGACAUACUUUAAAUGGCUCCAUUUAAAUAGCACGUCUAACAUUAAGGUAGCUAUAUAUAACUGCUUGCAGCAUUUAAUCUUUUGAUUUUGCACUACACUGGUCAGUAUUGGAUUCAUGAGACCACUAGCAAGUGGUUUUAACAUUUGAGCAAAACUGCUCUAUCCCACUUAGCUACAUAAUGCCUGUACAUUUCAUUCUUUGAGCAAAAGUGCCCUAUCUCACUUACUGUAGCCACAUUGUGCUUGUACGUUUCCAUUCAUUGAGCAAAACUGUUCUUUCCCACUUAGCUACAUAAUGCUAGUAUGCUAAAUUGUCCUGAUGUGGGACACCUAAGCUCCAGUGGGUGUGGUUCUUCCCCAAACUAAUGAAUGUCAGUGAACUAUGAGAAACCCAAAGCUGUAGGGUCCUGUGGUCAAAGGAUUUAAUGUGUUGACUUUAAAUGUGUUUAAAUUUUAGCCUAAUAUAGCCUACUACAGAAGUCCGAAAAGCAAAAAAAUGUCUCACAUUAGGGCAAUCUACCCUACAUUUCCAUUCUUUGAGCGAACCUGCUCUUUCCAACUUAGCUUGUACCUUUCCAUUCUUUGCACUGACAUGAAAACUUCCUGCUUUAGCAGCAACACAUGUUUGAACUGCGUAGCGACAGUUAACAAUGGCCUUCAUUAUCUACACUGUGUAUCAUCCUUGUUUCUUUCAGUCUGUUCUGCCAGUCCUUUGAAUGAGUGCUAUCUAACAAUCUAGUUGGCUUUGCUAAAUAUUUCACCUAAACACCUGUUACUUUUUCCUUAUAAUGUAAACCAUCUUUGUAGAUUUGGUAAAGCUGUCUUACUAAUCCAAAAAAUGUUCAGGGACUCAAAGUCAUGGACUGAUUAACACGUAAUACCACAUUUUUUCUCUCUCGCUUUUUAAUUUCUGUUGAGUGUUAACAUGGACCCACGUGGACAUCAUCCUUUAUAAGGCUUGUAAAUGUGAUGGUUGUAAUUAUAGAUUAUUAAAUUGACAGGGAGGCUACAAAGGGCACGUAACUGAAGCGUUCCGUUCGCAGAGCGUCUGCUGGAACAAGUACUUUCCACUAUUAACCUUAUUCCGUGCGCAAACAGGGGGGACGCAAUCUUUGUCCGCUUUGUGUUCGACCUUCCUGUUUAGCAGUACAUCCAUUGCGAUACAAUGAGAUAGCAGAGUUCUAUCUAGAUGGCGUAUGACAUAGAUAUGACUAUCUAGAUGACAUGUUAUGGGUCUUCUGAACGUAAGGGACGUUUAUUUAGGACUUUGGUGACUUUUCUGUAAUAGACCUUUCCUAUCUGAACUUCCUAUCGGACUUGGGAGCAGCUGUUCUCUAACGACUUUCUAUUAAAUAUAGUUACCAUGGUUACUAAACAGAUAAGAUAGGAUUAGGCGAGUUAGGACGUUUCUUUAAUAUGGCCUCGCAUUAAGUGUUUUGUUAUAGCAUUUUAGACAGUAAAUAAUCAGAUAAUGCAUUGGGUUUUGGGAAAAAAUAAAGAAAGCACUUUAUAAGAAUAUGUUUUGACAAUUAUGUAUUCACCUGAAUCUUUUUUCGUUUUUCGUUUCUUCCCAAAUUAGCCUCUCCAUCCUCUUCUGCCGUGUUAUCCCAAUAAAGCUAACUAGCCGGAACUAGCUGACCAGAAGUAUGAGCACAAGGCAGAAGAAAAUACAUUUCUAAAAUGGGCGUGACGGAAUAAGGUGAAUAAUCAAUGGAACCGGCUACACGAGACGUGAUACCGGUACAUACAUUCAUAAAAUAUUUGUACGCUGCGCGAACGGAGCGCUUUCCAUUGCAGACCUGUUGUAGCACGGGUGUUAGAGUGUGGACCACGUUUUAGUCCUCUCCUGUUGCUCCCUGUGAGUUUGACUUUGUGUCGUAGCCAUCCAGUGUCUGAAUGAGUAAUGACUUAAGCUUCUAACACUUGCCUGUACCGGUGCUAGCACUAGUGGUUCACCCCCUGCCUUUGAGACAGUUUUGUUUGUUUUAGGUGGGUCGUUGAGGUCCACUUAAAUAAAAAUGAAAAGUGCUGCACCUGAUGUUGGUGCCCCUAGGUAUUAGGCCUACCAAGGGCAGCCUGCUUCUCCUACAGCAAGGCCUGCCUCAAUCGUCCAGUUUACGUCUGUAACCACAGCAAUGUAAUCACAAGCAAAGCAAACUGAAUGAUAAGUCUAGUCUGUGUGUCGGUCUGUAGGCUACUUCAUAUAUCCAUGUAUGUAUGUAUGUAAUAUAUGUGUAUAUAUUCCAUGUUAUUCAAGAAGGGAGGCUUUACUGUCUAGAUCGCAAACAGAACUGGAUUAUAUAUUUUGUUCUGUUAAGCAGUUGAGAAACUGAAAUACUUGCUUAAAAAAAACUCCUUUUAUCAUAUUAUAAUGUCCUCCCAUGCCAAACAUUUUGUCUUCUAUCUCCAAAUUCUAUUUACAGUCACUAAGUCUUUUUAUUUUCAUGUCAGUUGUCAGAGACUAAAGCAACGUGCGACUAACCAUUUUGUUUUAUCUUAAUUCUGGCACUACGAGUCUUAGCUUGUGUGUGAUGGAUCUUGCCAAUUGUGAUGCAAUGGAUGAACUUGUCAUAGUGACGUCUUAGUACAAAUUAUGAGUUGUAAAUGUCUGUUCAAAAUGUUAUAGCCCAAAGAAAGGAAAGAAAUCAAUGAUAUUAGUCUGCUUAGAUAUUUUUUUAUAUGUUUUCCUUAUAUCCUUAUAUAAGUUUUUCAGUCCCAAAUGUCCAGCAAUGAAUGACUGUACAGUUUAUUUCUCUGACAUUGUCUUUCAAUCAGAUGCCUUCGUCUUAAGAACAAUAAACCUCUAUAGUACCAUAA
This is a messenger RNA of Alosa alosa (allis shad), 6087 nucleotides long. It is a transcript of the gene lpar1, whose product is annotated as lysophosphatidic acid receptor 1. Gene Ontology annotation, biological process: phospholipase C-activating G protein-coupled receptor signaling pathway; neurogenesis. Gene Ontology annotation, cellular component: membrane. NCBI's taxonomy places the organism in Eukaryota, Metazoa, Chordata, Actinopteri, Clupeiformes, Clupeidae. The record is from RefSeq and is a predicted model, not a curated record. Gene Ontology annotation, molecular function: lysophosphatidic acid receptor activity.